Molecule: messenger RNA, 881 nt
Organism: Nycticebus coucang (slow loris)
Lineage: Eukaryota; Metazoa; Chordata; Mammalia; Primates; Lorisidae
Gene: RPS19BP1
Product: ribosomal protein S19 binding protein 1
Exons: 4
Coding region: 85-498 (137 amino acids)
Cellular component (GO): nucleolus
Molecular function (GO): enzyme binding
Source: RefSeq, a predicted model, not a curated record
CCUUCCGUUCCCAUUCAGGUUUCCGCCGAGACUACAGCCCAGGUGGAAGUAGUGUGAGGCUUGUGGGCGGAGCUGAAUGCAGCUAUGUCUGCGGCCCUGCUGCGGCGGGGUCUGGAGCUGCUCGCGGAGUCCGAGGCCCCGCGGGCCGCGCCAGGCCAGGCCAAGCCGAGCGGGUCUUCGGUGAAGCAGGCCCAGAAGGGGAAGGUGACCCGGACCCAGAAACUGCGGAACUCGGCCAAAGGAAAAGUGCCCAAGUCGGCUCUAGCUGAGUACCAGAAGCGAGAAUGUCGAGACCACCUCAGAGAAAACCUGAAGUUUAUGACCAGUUCAAGAAGCACCGUGGCUGAGUCCAUGACCCAGCAGAUUCUGCGCCAGAACCGGGGUCGCAAGGCCUGUGACCAGCCUGUGGCCAAAACUAAGAAGAAGAAGAAGGCUGAGGGCACCGUGUUCACCGAGGGAGAUUUCCAGAAGUUCCAGCAGGAAUACUUUGGCAGCUAAGCUUCCUGGAGGGAUCUCCUGCUCAGGCUGCCUCUGUUUGCCGGGACCCCAAGCACCAUGCACCACUCGGCCAACAGAGGGCGCUGAGGAACUGGCCUGGCUGGAAAAGGCCCUGGAGCUGGAGCUAUUGGGCGCUGGAAUGGAGCUGGCCAGGAACAAGUCCUGGGGAGGAUGCCAUUCAGGCCAGAGCUGACUUGCGCAAGCUUGGGGAGAACCAUCUGCACCUGCCAAAAAGAAACGUUUCUGACUGUUUUGUUUGGUCUUGCCUAGAUAGGGCGUCUGGGCUGUUUGCUGUAGAACAAGGCCAGUUACUGGGCUCUUGGGGGCCACACCUCCAGGAGCAGGAAGAAGUCUUCUGGGUCCUAAUAAAUAUGGACCCAAGA